This is a messenger RNA of Durio zibethinus, 2433 nucleotides long. Lineage: Eukaryota; Viridiplantae; Streptophyta; Magnoliopsida; Malvales; Malvaceae. The record is from RefSeq and is a predicted model, not a curated record.
AUGGCUAGUAGCUUUGGAGAAGCUGCCAUUAAUGCAUUAGCUAAUUAUGUACUUGAUCAUUUAUCUAGGGGAAAUGUCAUUAUCGUCGAGUCUGAGUAUAGGUUAUUUGAUCAUCCAUCCAUUUCUUACAUUGGAGGGCCUAAAAUUGAGGCAUUUUGUACCCUGAAUGAGAUAUCAGCUUCUAAUAUUGUUGUCUAUAUAAAUUUUCUACUGCUUGAAAUGAUUUCUACUGAUUCAAGCCAGGUGGGGAAGGGUUUGGGUUCUCGGCUAUUAAGGAGUGUGGUGGCUAUAGGCUUUGGAUUAGGUUGUGGUGCAGUUUCACGAACUAAGGAGAGCAGCAAAACAGAAGAGAUCUUUCACUACAAGCCCCCUCCCCCCUUUCAGAUAAAAAGAGGAAAAGUUUCUUGUUCGUUCUUUGCUUCAAUAGUGAACCCCCAGCAAAUGGAAGCCAAAAGAAACAGUAAAAGGAUCGCUUCUGCUCCGCCUAAGUUGUCAAGCCUCCAAGCUGAAGACAAGAGAAACGAUGUCGAAACUUCUUGUAAAUGGACUAUGGGAAACCAGAUGCAUCUGGUAUCUAGUAGCGAUACAUUAUCCAGUACCACCACAACCCCUCCUACUCAGGGAAAGGGCGUCAAUGAGGAUCACAAAGCCAAAAUCCCAAGGUUCGAAGAAGCAUACCAUUCGAGUCUUUUAAAAGUGCCUCAUCGACUAAGGCAGGUAAAUGAAAAUGCCUAUGAACCACAACUAAUUUCAAUUGGUCCUUAUCACCGUGGUAAACCACACUUGAAGGAGAUGGAAGUAUACAAACAGCGGUGUUUAAGUAUGAUUCUUAAUAAAAAUGACAAGGAAAGAGUGGCUAAGGACUUGAACAUAGAACAAGCUCAAAAUUGCUAUUCGCCAUCCUUUGUUCAUAAAGAAAAUAUAUUUAAAGAAACGAUGCUACGGGAUGGUUGCUUUCUUGUUGAGCUAUUGUGUGGGAGGGCAAAUCAUAUUGAUCCCAUUUUCGAACUGGAGUGGGUUAAAAAUGCCUUAUUUUAUGAUAUCUUGCUACUCGAAAAUCAGCUUCCUUUCUAUGUGUUAGACGGUUUGUAUCACUUGAUCAAGGAUCAAACAGAUGGAAAAGACUUGGCUUCCCAGGCUUUCUCUUUCCUUCGUAAUUUCUUGCCAGGGCCAAAGAAUUGGAAUAAAGACCGUCCUAUCAUCAAAGAUACCGACAACAUCAAGCACCUAUUGGGCUUAGUUCAUGAUAAUUGGCUUCCUUCUCCUAAAGGAAUAAUGCGCCAUCAAGCGUACUAUAGACUAAAAGAAGAAGAAGAAAGUGAAGGAAAUGAAGGCCGCCAAGAAAAAUGGAAAUUCACAUUCUGUGGAGUAGAAAAGGCAAAAGAACAGCAAGGUCAAGGCGAUGAAGAGAACGGGAUGAAUAAGGGCGACCACAACUGCAACUACUUCAAAUGCAAAUUCAUAUGUUGUGCAAAAGAAAGGAAAAAUGUAAGAAAAGGCCGAGUGGAGUGGCAGUCCUUACGCUGUGCAACAGAGCUGAAUGAAGCAGGAAUCGAAUUCAAGAAGGUUGAAGUUGACGGUAAUGGGAAAAGCACAGAAGAGAACAAUGUGCAGAGCCUGUUUGAUAUUAACUUUUCAGCUGCGGUUAUGAAGAUUCCAACCUUUGUGGUUGAUGACUGUACGGAUAGCCUCUUUCGUAACCUUAUUGCCUAUGAACUAUACAGGGAAGGUUCGACUUAUGUGAUCGAUUAUGUGACAUUAACGGAUAACCUCAUCAACUCAGACAAGGAUGUGAAAUUGCUUCGUUUAAGUGGAAUCAUCGAGAAUAUGUUGGGUGAUGAUGCAACUGUUGCUAAAAUGAUUAACAAAAUUCGUGACCAUGUUACAUUAUGCGGUAACUCCUUUUAUUACGAGGAGAUAUUUGCAGAAGUGAAGAAGCAUUGCGAAAAACGUAGGAACACAUGGAGGGCGACGCUCUUGCAUGAUUAUUUUUACAGUCCAUGGGCACUCUUCUCCUUUCUUGCCGCUCUUCUCGUUAUCCUCAUUACCAUCACACAAUUUAUAUUUUCAAUCCUUUCUCUUUAACAAUGGGUCGGAGGCAGCCUUGGAUAUUGAAAAAUAUAAACUGAAACUUGUGUUUGAAGUGUUUCUUGCUUGUUGGUGAUUGAUUUACCUUUUGGUUGUUUCUGUUUUUGUUUCUUAUGAAUGUUUUUCUGAUUGUUGUGAAGUUUAGCUGUUUGGUUUGGACAUUUAAGUUGCUUCUAAGUUGGCUUGAGCUUUUGGUUGUCUUGUUUUAUAUCUGGUGAUAUCUCCUCCUCUGUUAUUAGGGAAAAGUAAACAAAAACUUGUACUUUGUUAUUCAAUAAAUUAAGUCUUUUAUUGGAUGAGAAAACUAAACAAAAACCUUUUGGCUUCUCGUCUUGGCUGAGGUAA